AUGUUUAAGAGAUUUACCAAGAAGAGAGAAGUUCCUGAAGAACCAAAAAACUUAAUUGACAUUGACAAACCUAUUAAAGACCUUCCUGCCUCGGUAUCUAUUCCAAAAGAAAGACCGCUUACCGAUGAACAAAAAAAAUUGUAUAAGGAAGUUCUGAAACACUUCAGCAAUCCUGAAUUGAAGAUCUAUACAAGUGAAAAAAAUAGGUCGGAAGAUGACGUCAAACCCCUAGAGGAAGAAGAAAAAGCUUGGCUGACAAGGGAAUGUUUCUUACGUUACUUGAGAGCCACCAAAUGGGUGCUAAAGGACUGUAUCGAUAGAAUAACUAUGACUUUAGCAUGGAGAAGAGAAUUCGGCAUCAGUCAUUUGGGAGAAGAACACGGUGAUGUAAUAACUGCUGACUCCGUGGCAGUUGAGAAUGAAUCCGGUAAGCAAGUCAUUUUGGGUUACGAAAACGAUGCAAGACCCAUUCUAUAUCUGAAACCGGGCAGACAAAACACAAGGACUUCCCAUAGACAGGUGCAGCACUUAGUCUUUAUGCUAGAAAGAGUCAUUGAUUUUAUGCCAGCUGGUCAAGAUUCCUUGGCUUUGCUGAUAGAUUUCAAGGAUUACCCUGACGUGCCCAAAGUUCCCGGUAAUAGUAAGAUUCCACCCAUUGGUGUAGGUAAGGAAGUGCUGCAUAUUCUACAAACUCACUAUCCAGAAAGAUUAGGAAAGGCACUUUUAACGAACAUCCCUUGGCUAGCAUGGACUUUCUUAAAGCUGAUUCAUCCCUUUAUUGAUCCAUUAACCCGUGAAAAACUUGUGUUUGAUGAGCCAUUUGUUAAAUAUGUCCCCAAAAAUGAACUAGAUUCAUUGUAUGGUGGUGAUCUAAAAUUCAACUAUAAUCACGAAGUAUACUGGCCAACCCUAGUGGAAACAGCGCGCGAAAAAAGAGAUCAUUAUUUCGAAAGGUUUCAAAGCCUCGGUGGUAUUGUCGGUUUAAGUGAGGUCGACUUAAGAGGUACUCAUGAUAAACUUCUCUACCCGGUGAAAUCGGGAAAGAGUACCGUGUAA
Molecule: messenger RNA, 1056 nt
Organism: Saccharomyces kudriavzevii IFO 1802
Lineage: Eukaryota; Fungi; Ascomycota; Saccharomycetes; Saccharomycetales; Saccharomycetaceae
Gene: PDR16
Product: phosphatidylinositol transporter
Exons: 1
Coding region: 1-1056 (351 amino acids)
Molecular function (GO): phosphatidylinositol transfer activity
Source: RefSeq, a predicted model, not a curated record